Seminavis robusta is the source of this 336-nucleotide messenger RNA. NCBI's taxonomy places the organism in Eukaryota, Bacillariophyta, Bacillariophyceae, Naviculales, Naviculaceae. The record is from the annotation of a GenBank genome assembly.
AUGUCGCAACACAGCUUUGUUCAUAUUGCCAUGUCUCCUUUCCGUUUGAUGUGUUUGGGCAUCAGCAGCAGUCUUUGCCAGAGUUACAAUGAACAUGGUAUGCCACACUACGUGGCCAGUGGCAUUGCAUUCAAAGAAUGGGCGGAAAGCCAAAAUGUUGUUGCACAAUGGUUCCUCUUGGCUCUUUCCUUUUUCGUUCUUGGACUUAGCAUGACUUUGGAAAACACAUUUGGUGCUUCCUUGGCUCCUGCCGCUGUGGUGGCAUUGGGUGCUGUCUAUGCCUUCUUCAAAGCUACCGGCCUUUCGGUUCGUGCCAACAAGACAAAGACUGCCUAA